Molecule: messenger RNA, 3319 nt
Organism: Gossypium raimondii (Peruvian cotton)
Lineage: Eukaryota; Viridiplantae; Streptophyta; Magnoliopsida; Malvales; Malvaceae
Product: probable AMP deaminase
Exons: 19
Coding region: 150-2864 (904 amino acids)
Biological process (GO): IMP salvage; AMP metabolic process
Cellular component (GO): cytosol
Molecular function (GO): AMP deaminase activity
Source: RefSeq, a predicted model, not a curated record
UUCUCUCACACAGUCUCGCCAUCUGCUGCCCAGCACUCCACAAAAGCUAUAAAAGUAAAGAAGAAAUGUUGCGCUUCUCCUCUCGCAACUCACACGCGUUGUCAAAAUAGAAAAAUUAGGGUUCCUUUGUUUUGCAGGGAAAGAUAUUCAUGGACUCGUCUACGCCUAUCCCUUCGUUGCACUUGGCCAUGGCGGCGUUACUCGGAGCUUCAUUAAUGGCCGUAUCCGCAUUUUAUAUCCACAAACGCAGUGUCGACCAGGUCAUCGAUCGGCUUAUCGAGAUCCGCCGCGAAUGUGUGCCGCAGGCAAGGCGGCCUCGAAGUCGCCUUGUCUCCGAUGAAGACGAAGAGGAUGAAGAAGUGGAUUACGAACAAGAUAAUAGACGACUAGAAAUAGAAGAAGUGGAUCAGUGCCUCGACCAAAAAUCGAGCGCGUCUAAAUCUUUUGAUGAGAAAAUGGAGGUGUCGAGGAGUUCUCGCAUUUCCAGUUCGAUGCCUAACGUGGCUUUGCGCAAUGAGUGGUUCGAGGAGGAUGCUAAAUUUGAUCAGGCGGUGAGGGAAAGAGUUCAAAGUUGCUCUGCUUCGUCGCUUGAGAAGCUUAACUUUAUUCCUUCGGGUCUUCCUCCUCUUCAAACAUCUUGGAGAGGAGAAAGUCAGACUUUUAGUCAUGGAGGUUCCACUAUGAGGUUGGCUACCUAUGGUCGGCUAAUGACUCCAAGGUCGCCUGGUGGCAAUGCUGCUGGGGAUUCAGAUGAUGAAGGGACAGAGCCUGCGGAUGAGGAUGAGAUUCUUUUUGCUGACAAGAAUAUUGAUGUUUCUGCUGAUUUGUUAAAGGAUGUUGCUACAAAAGUUCAAAAUUCGUUUCCUCUUCCAUUUAGAGGCGAUAGUGUUAACCAUGCUCGUGACAAGACCUAUCAAGCUUCUGGGAAUGAGGAAAGAUCUUGUGUGAAUCUAGUUGGCAAGGGAAACGUUGAUUCAGCUUCAGUUGGCAUAUUUGAGAAUGAUCCUGUUUUUACCAAGACUAGUUUGCCUCUCAGAAGCACAUUGCAUGACUCAACAAAUGUUGAAGAGGAGGAAGUAAGAAAGAUGGUACGGGAGUGCUUGGAAUUGCGAGACAAUUAUGUUUACAGGGAGGAGAUUGCUCCAUGGACCAAGGAACCUGUGAUGGAACCUAGCACUCCAAAGGCGAGCUGUGAUCCAUUUCACUUUGAACCUGUGGAAAAAACAGCGCAUCACUUUAGGAUGGAAGAUGGAGUCAUACAUGUUUAUGCAAGUGAAAGUGGCACUGUUGAGCUUUUUCCUGUUGCAAGUUCAACAACAUUUUUCACUGAUAUGCAUCACCUCCUAAAAGUCAUGUCAGCUGGAAAUGUUCGAUCUGCUUGUCAUCACCGACUAAGGUUUCUAGAAGAGAAGUUCCGCCUUCAUCUGUUAGUAAAUGCAGAUAGGGAGUUUUUGGCUCAGAAGAGUGCACCACACAGGGAUUUCUACAAUAUCCGGAAGGUUGAUACACAUGUGCAUCAUUCUGCUUGCAUGAACCAGAAACAUCUGCUUAGUUUCAUCAAAUCAAAACUACGAAAAGAACCUGAUGAGGUUGUUAUAUUUAGGGAUGGAAAGUAUAUGACAUUGAAAGAAGUUUUUGAGAGUUUGGACUUGACUGGAUAUGAUCUCAAUGUUGAUUUGUUGGAUGUUCAUGCUGAUAAGAGCACCUUUCAUCGAUUUGACAAAUUCAAUCUUAAAUAUAAUCCUUGUGGGCAAAGCAGACUUAGAGAGAUCUUUUUAAAGCAGGACAAUCUUAUCCAAGGACGUUUUCUGGCAGAAGUUACGAAGCAAGUGCUAUCAGAUCUUGAAACAAGCAAAUAUCAGAUGGCAGAGUACAGGGUGUCCAUAUAUGGAAGGAAACAAAGUGAAUGGGACCAGUUGGCAAGUUGGUUUAUUAACAAUGAAAUUUAUAGUGAGACUACUGUUUGGUUAAUUCAGUUACCACGAUUGUAUAAUGUGUACAAGCAAAUGGGAAUUGUAAAAUCUUUUCAGAAUAUUCUGGACAAUGUUUUCAUUCCACUAUUUGAAGUUACAGUUGAUCCGAAUUCUCAUCCUCAACUACACGUGUUCCUAAAAAUGGUGGUUGGCUUUGAUUUAGUUGAUGAUGAGAGUAAACCAGAGAGGCGUCCUACAAAGCACAUGCCAACUCCUGCUGAAUGGACUAAUGAAUUUAAUCCUGCAUAUUCUUAUUAUGCCUACUACUUUUAUGCAAACCUUUAUACACUCAACAAGCUUCGUGAGUCAAAAGGAAUGCAGACAAUAAAACUCCGACCUCACUGUGGGGAGGCUGGUGAUAUUGACCAUUUAGCUGCUGCUUUCCUUCUGUGCAACAAUAUAUCUCACGGGAUUAAUCUCCGGAAAUCCCCUGUUUUGCAGUACUUGUAUUACCUUGCUCAGAUCGGAUUGGCCAUGUCUCCUCUGAGCAAUAAUUCCCUUUUCCUGGACUAUCAUCGCAACCCAUUUCCUUCGUUCUUUCAGCGUGGGCUAAAUGUUUCUCUUUCAUCUGAUGAUCCUUUACAAAUUCAUUUGACGAAGGAAGCACUUGUAGAAGAGUACAGUGUUGCAGCACAGGUUUGGAAGCUCAGUGCUUGUGACUUAUGUGAGAUUGCUAGAAAUUCUGUAUACCAGUCUGGGUUUUUGCAUAUGUCAAAGUUGCAUUGGCUUGGCAACAAAUAUUUCCUAAGAGGUCCAGAAGGGAAUGACAUUCAGAAGACAAAUGUUCCAAACAUGAGGAUUGCCUUUCGACAUGAGACAUGGAUAGAUGAGAUGCAGUAUCUUUACUCAGGGAGAGCAAGAAUUCCAGAAGAAAUAGAUCCUGCGAUGUAACUGAAUGUAAUACGUGAAUCAUGAAAGCAAAUUUCAAUUAGUGUGAAGAUGAUGCGAAGAUUUGGAGAGCAACGGGUUGAAGGAGGCUGGCUAGCUAUUCUUUCAAGCUUAGCCUUAUAAGUGGCGGAAGGGAUUUUUACCCUUAGCUAUUUCCUUACAGAUCGGAAAUCAUUCAUUCUUGCUGCAAUCAUUAUAGUUUCUAAUAUAUAUAGUGAAUUAACUAUGUUAUAUUUUUUCUUCCAAUAAUUUGGGCAAUCAAAGUCAUGUUCCUUUUAGUUUUAACUUCAAUUAAGAAUAAAGAAACUAUGUAGCUUUGAUCGCUGUGAAUGAUCUAUAUGUGCGAGAAUGUCUUAGUCCAUGUGUCGUUCCUGUUUUAUUAAUUCCAAAGAAGGAACUUGGCAGAUGUGUAUUGACUGUCGCGCUAUAAAUAAUAUCACGGUAAAGUAUUGACAUCC